AUGCCAUCUGCCACGAACGCCGCCGAGACGACCGAGACCGCCGCUGACGAGGUAAUGUCACCUUUGCCCCGGUUCGUUUUGCGUGUCUCAAGAUUCUUCGCGCAGGCUCCCGUUGCAUCAAUGCAACCCCAAACGUCCGCUAUGCCGGCCACCCAAGCACCCGAGACCAACGACACCAUCGCGACCGACGAGACCGAAAAUACCGACAACCCGCUCUACCUCACCCCCAAAACUCCCGAGGCAAACGCAGAGGAUCCGGCAGAUGGGAAAUGGUCCAUAGCCGGUAUAAAGGGCCACCGCGUCGACCCAAACGACCCGACGAGACUCCAGCUAAGAGUCGCAUGGGAACCAUCCCACGGCCGCGAAUGGCCGCAGACUUGGGAGCCUGAGGGCACGAUACAGGAGGACGCCUUUGAAAUCUGGUCUGCCUACGCCACGUCCCACGACUGCCGCCGAGUUCUUGGCGAGAACCGAAACAAAUAG
Molecule: messenger RNA, 483 nt
Organism: Colletotrichum gloeosporioides
Lineage: Eukaryota; Fungi; Ascomycota; Sordariomycetes; Glomerellales; Glomerellaceae
Exons: 1
Coding region: 1-483 (160 amino acids)
Source: RefSeq, a predicted model, not a curated record